This is a messenger RNA of Geodia barretti, 489 nucleotides long. Lineage: Eukaryota; Metazoa; Porifera; Demospongiae; Tetractinellida; Geodiidae. The record is from the annotation of a GenBank genome assembly.
AUGACGCAAGUCCCCAGGAUUCUCCAACGACCCAGGACCAAGAUCGUCGCCACCCUGGGACCCAGGUCAAACUCAUACGAUACGAUUUGCGAACUGGUGCUCGCGGGUCUUUCUGUGGCCAGGCUAAACCUCUCACACAACACACUUGACGAGCACGAGCGCGUCUUUCGAAACGUACGGAAGGCAUCAGAGGACCUCGAAAUCCCAGUCGGAAUCAUGGUUGACAUUCCUGGCCCCAAGUACAGGACAGGCCCUCAGUCGCCCGGAGAAUUCUACCUGGAGCCCGGAGACAGGAUCGUACUCACUAGCCGAGACGUUAUCGGUAGCCCGGAAAUUCUCGGUGUGUAUCCGCCGGGUGUGCAUAAAGACUCCGCGAUCAAUGGAAACAUUCUCCUUGACGACGGAGCUAUCGAGCUGAACGUGCUGGACAUUGAUAGAGAACUUAUGGACGUGUCUUGCGAGGUGGUGACGGGGCAACAGAAUGGUUGA